AUGACCGAUUCUGCGCUUGAUGCCUCGCUGGCAAAGAGAAAGUUGCUGGAGGACAAGCGCCGGCAUGCUCGAGAGGACAUUCUCAGGAAUGAGUGGGGAGAAGAUCUCAAUCUUGUGGACGAUGCCAAGACUAAAGCGAAGCAAGGAGCGAGAGGUACGCAGAAGCUGAGGCAUGUUGCUUCACGACACGACAGCUCUCACUCCCUGUUUGCAUGGACCAUUCCUUACAGAAAGCACAGUGGAGGUCAGGCAAGCACAGUUGCGUCCUCUGCUUCAGAACUGGACUGUGAGCUAGUGAGCAAUGAAGAGGCGAGGAUAACCUGCGUGUCGUUCGCUGGGCAUGCUCCUGCUGUCGUACUGGGCGACGAGAACGGUUUCCUUUGCUUGUGGCGAUGGAUCAGAGGCAAGUGGCGAGGGGGAAAGAAGACGAGAGCGCAUGAUAGUGCUGUGAUGGCGUUGGACUGCGUGCUGGUUGAUGUCAUGCGGCCAUUAACGCUCCUCUUCUCCUCCUCUCGUUCCUCCGCCGUCAAAGUUUGGAGGCUGACAGGGGAGGAUGAACUGGUGAUGAGUGCGUGUGUGGAGACGAGACUUUCCUCUCCGUCUCUGUGCAGAAGCUUCCUCUUGUCCAGGAGAGAAGGCGAGGAGGUGCGGGUGGUCUUGGCUGUUUCUUCCCGUGCCGGCGAGACCAAGCUCUUCCUGUCUACUGCUGCCCAAGAGGACACGUCGAAUGUGGCCGACGAUUCAACGAUGACGGAAAGAUUGCAGGAAGGAGGAGGAGGAGGGCUGAAGUGGUGGAGGGAGAUGGGAGAGUUGCAAGGACACAAGUCGAAGAUUGUCUUCUUGGAUAUCUUCUACUUUCAUCAGUAUCACGACAACAAGCGCAACAUCAGCAGCAGCAUCAAGUACACCAGCACCGACAACAAGAGUAAUAAGGGCAUCAUCACCGCAUCUCUCGAUGGGAAAGUGAGGAUCUGGUCGUUGACGGUGAGUGAAGACUCACUCCUAGAGUAUCGAUGGGACUGUCUGUCCUGUCUUGACGGAAUUGUCAACACGAGCAUGCAACCUCAGCCGUUCUGCACGUCGGAAGUUCUUCCUGGCGUUCUUGUGGCAGGAGAAAGAUCGCACGUACAAGUGUGGGGCCUGAAACUGGCGCAGGAAGGGGACAAAGGCUUAACGGUGUCGAUGAAGAAGCUUGACGAGAAGCAGGAGCACGUCUCCGACGUCUCUGGUCUUGCUGCUCGGACUGACGGCUUUCUCAUACUGUCGAGCGACAACCAUGGCAGUGUCGUUGUGUGGAUGUGGGAAAAGGAGGAGGGGGAGGAGGAGGAAGAAGAGAAGGUUCAGCUUGUGGCUGUUAGGAAGAUGCAGGUUUGCUCUGGGUCAAUCUCCGCCUUGAAGUUCAACCGGGUGUUGUCAAUGGUGUCGAGACUCGUGCUUGUUUGUAACGACAAGCUAGUCAAGGUCUUGGACACGCGACGGGUUGUGGAGGUGAACGAACAUACUCCACUAUUCCUCGUCGACGUCUGGUACCCUGAGAUUGAAUCUUCGCGGGCUCUCAGGGCUGCAAAGAAAGAUGCCCGCUACGUGCAAGGAAGAUGGAAUAAAGAUGCUCAUGUGGAUGAGAAGAAAAGGUUUUACUCGAUGAGAGAAAACUUUUCAAUUGCACUAGAUUCGGAUCUCAACCUUCUGUUUGCAACUGUUGAUGUUCCUGAUGGAGCUAUUCGCAUGUGGUACCAUAACUUCAAGAAGAACAAGAUCAAAUACUCCCAAGAUUCUUCAGUCUGCUGCAUGACCGUCGCCAAGACGUCGAGGAACAUUUUCCUUGUGAUCGGUACAAUUGACGGGACAAUCAAGUUGGUCGACACGUCGUCCACGUCACCGGCGAUGAACAUGAGAGGAGUCAACCUGAAGAGAGCGGGGGCAGGCAGGGCACAUGACGCCAAGAUAACGACCCUCCAGGCGUCACAAGAUCAGCCUCUGCUUCUCUCUGCGUCUCUCGACGGGAACAUCAUCCUAUGGGACCUUGACAGUCAGCUGUUAAGACUUCACUUCACCUUCCACCAGGACAUCCGCCUCGCCUCCUUCUCCUCCUCCUCUCUCUACUGCGCCUUUUCUUCUUCUCCUCCUGCUGACGAACAUGUCUUGCAUGUCGAGAAGAUCCACGUGUACAACCUCAAGCAUGGAACACAAGUUUGCUCGCCCCUAACAAGACACGCCUCUCGUGUCUCCUGCCUCUCGUUGGAUCCUCGCGCUGGUCGCUCUCUCGCCUCCUGCGCUGUUGGCGAUCACGCCGUCACUGUCGUGCACCUUGAGGGCAUGGACGAGGAUGGUCGCGACCUGCCGGACGUGCAACUGGAGGGUCACGAGCAAGACGUUACUCAGAUCCUUCAUGAUUGCACUGGCUGCCUCUUGUUCAGCUCUAGUCUAGACGGGGAUGUACGAAUGUGGGACCCGCGCACGGGAGUGUGUCUAGCGGUCCUGCGGGGGAAGGGACAAGCUGUCUUUAAUGUCGCACUCAGCCUUGCGAGAGGAUCUUCAACAUCUUCAUCGUCUCAUCGGAUGCUGGCUGCAGUUGCGUCCUCCGGAGAGAUCAAUGUCUGGGAUGUGGAGAAGAGAGCAUGUUACGCUGUUUGCACGCUGAAAGAUUUUUUGACGAAGCAGAUGGAGGGAAGGAGAUCGAAGCUUUGCAACGAUCUCCUCGGUCAUGCUUGGUAUGACGAGCACGGACAAGUUACCUCCUCUCCCCCUCACGGCUUGGACUCUCCUACCUCCUCUGCUGUGGCCGCAUGGAUGCCCUACAGCCAUGGUAGAAGGCUUGCUUCUCUGCUCUUGCGCGUCAGCUUGAGCGAUCCGCUGGUGGAGUGGGAGCGAGGGCGGCAUAGGAGGAAGUUGAUGAUACAGAAGAGGAAGGUGGAGCAGGAGCAGGAGCAGGCGAGGCUUCCCAAGUCAAAGCAGAAGCUGAUGCGUUUCAAGGGGAGGAGGAAGGAGGAGGAGGAGGCCGCGCUGUUGGAUCCUCUCUCAUUGGAGCAGAGCGUGAAACAACGGCAGCAGGCGGUUGUCCACCUCCUCUCGCAUCUCCGACUCUCCUCCCCUGGUCACCUGGGAGCUAAAGUCGCACUGGUUCGCCUGCUACAGGCUGAGGACGAGACGCUGCGAUCGUUGGGCGCGUUGGGUCUGGGCCUGCUGGGUAACAAGACGGAGGAAGAAGAGCUGAGAAAGAGGUUCGAGCAGUGGCUCUCUGAUGCGAGACGAGGGAGCGGAGGGGGAGAGGAGGAGGAGGAGGAGGAGCAUGGGGGAGGGUUGGCUACUAAACAGGGGGAAGGAGAUGAUUCAGCUGCGAGGAGGAAAGAACAGCUGCUUGCAUACUGGCAGAAAUGUGACGGGGAGACGAAGAAACUUGGUGAAGAGGAAAACAAGUGCGAGGAGAGCUACAAGAAAAUAAUCGAGACGAGCAAGGCAAAGCACGAGAUAGAAACAUUGCUGUCGGACCGUGCAGAUGCAGGAGGAGGAGGAAGAGGAGGAGGAGAUUUUACACAGGAGAGUCUAAGGGUGGAGCAGCACAAGAAGAUGAUGAUGAUGGAAGAGACGUUGGCAGAACUGGACGCGCAGCUCCUGCAACUUCUCUCCUCCUACCUCGAGUUGCAACGUCAGCAUUCGGCUCUCGUCGACGAGGCAGCCAUCCGUUGCAUCGCCCUCAUGCUCCAAGACAAGUCGCCUGCCGUCGUCAAGUGCGCCAUCUGCUCCCUCGGCUUUCUCUGCCCGCCAGGGAUCCCCUCCAUCAUCCGUCUUGUCCUCCCCUCGCUCUCCCAUCCCCAUGAUGAGAUUCGUGAUUUUGCGGCGUUGUGCAUCGGGAACCUUUCAAGAGGAGCGAGCGACAGCCUCGUCCUCCUGCUGCAUGUCGUUGAGGCUCCGAACGUUAGCAAGGACGCCAUCCUCUCCGCGUUGAAAGCUGCAACGUUUGUGCUCAGGUGA
Molecule: messenger RNA, 3972 nt
Organism: Guillardia theta CCMP2712
Lineage: Eukaryota; Cryptophyceae; Pyrenomonadales; Geminigeraceae
Exons: 13
Coding region: 1-3972 (1323 amino acids)
Biological process (GO): ribosomal large subunit assembly
Cellular component (GO): nucleolus
Molecular function (GO): protein binding
Source: RefSeq, a predicted model, not a curated record